Messenger RNA from Oppiella nova, 711 nucleotides. Lineage: Eukaryota; Metazoa; Arthropoda; Arachnida; Sarcoptiformes; Oppiidae. The record is from the annotation of a GenBank genome assembly.
AUGAUUGUCCUUAUAAUCACAUCCAAUAAGUCAUUGAUUAAUGGAAAGCCGCUCAUAUGGGAUGCCAUCAAAAUACACGACAGUGUUGCGGUCAUUGUCUACAACAGGACAUCGAAGAGACUGUUAUUCGUGCGUCAGUUCCGUCCGGCCGUCUUCUUCUCCUAUCUCUGCAAAAGUGUCGAUACACUCGAUUUGAACGUCUUCUCCAAAGACAACAUCCAUAAUGUGAACAAACAAUUGCUCGACAAUCCAAACCUGGGAUACACUAUCGAAAUUUGCGCCGGUAUUCUCGAUAAACAAGGAAAGUCACCACAAGAAGUGGCCAAAGAGGAGAUUGAAGAGGAAAUUGGAUAUAAAGUAGAGUUGAAUACAGUCAAAUUCAUAUCGUCGUACCGGAGCGGAGUCGGACACUCGGGUUCUCUGCAGUACUUAUACUACUGUGAAAUCACGGACGAAACGCCUAAAGGAAAGGGCGGCGGAGUUGAAGACGAGUCCAUUGAAGUGAUUGAACUGAGUAUAGAAGAGGCGAAGAAGUUGUUGUAUUGCGAGGACACGGAGGCGAAGCUGUCGCGACCGACGGCUAUGUUGUUCGCCUUGUGCUGGUUCUUCUACGAGCGUUCACCACAACUAUGAGUGCACUUCAAUCACAUCCAGUCUUGUAUUGCAAUGAAAUUUGUUUAAAUAAAAGUUUUAUUAUUUUUUCCUACUUUU